Molecule: messenger RNA, 2124 nt
Organism: Cydia splendana
Lineage: Eukaryota; Metazoa; Arthropoda; Insecta; Lepidoptera; Tortricidae
Product: coiled-coil domain-containing protein 149
Exons: 7
Coding region: 85-1470 (461 amino acids)
Source: RefSeq, a predicted model, not a curated record
GUGAGAACUAAAUACCUACCUACUCGAACCAACUAUCGAUUUUGUGUACGUCAGGCUUUCUACCAAAAAUCAGAUAAACAUACGAUGUUUACUAAAGCAGCGAAUUCCAAAGUCAAGUUCCAAGACCAACAACUGGAUGAUUACAUCUUAGAGAAUUCUGUUCUGAAAAGCAAACUGCAAAGUAAAAUCGAUGCACUUUCAAUAUUGGGUAAAGAGUUGGACAAGUGCAGUAUGGAGAGGGAUAAAUACAAAGUGUUGGUAGAGCAGCUGAAGUGCGUACGAAGCACGACGCACCAGCAGAGCAGUACCAUGUGCAGGCUCACCCCCACAUACACAAUCAGUGGUGGCGAGCUACUCGCCAAGACACGAGAUCUCAAUGACAUGCUCAAACUAGAGGUGGAAACCCUCAGAAGUAAACUGGAAGAAGCCUCAGGGGAUAUAAUUGCAUUGAGAAAACAACUACAAAAGACAGACUCCACUGAGAACAUAGGUAAUAGAAAACAGUCUACUGCUCUAUCUUACACUCCAGAUGAUUAUGAACAAUUAGUCCAAGAUCUGGAAAAAAUUCAGAAAAAGUAUCAACAAAUCCACCUCGACUAUCGGGCCACUUUAGACGAAAAAGAAGAGCUGGUUGCUGACAGAGAUUACUACAAAAACAAAGUGCAAAGAUUGAACCACCAGAUCAGCUUCAUUCUAGCUAACAGAGUCAAGGCUCAACAAGACAACAGUGCACCAAAACCAGUGGUGGAUUUAGACGCCCUGGUGAUGGAAAACAAAUACCUCCACGAGAGAAUAACCCAGCUGCAAGUUGAAAAGGAAAUUAUUAAAAGGACACUAACAAAAUAUAAGGCAUUGCUUGAAAACAGGAAUAACAGUAAUUCAUUUAGCUUAUCGAAAGGAUUUGCGGAUGUUAUGACUCAAAAACAAGUUCGAGAAUACCUGGAAGUGAACUCAAAAACUGGCCUCAAAAGAACUUCAGCGGCAGAACUAAAGUCUAUUUGUUUAGGCCUUUUUGAGGCCCUCAAUGAUAAGUCUAUAGCUCUACAGCAUCAGAGGAAAACUAAUCAGAUACUAGCAAAUCGUAUUACAGAAUUGGAAAAGACAUUGGAAAACUGGUGCGAUGGACAGAAAUACAUACCCAUAUUUCCAUCACAGAUGUUACUUGACGAAUUCUGCGCAGAUGCCGACACCGCAUCCGUAAAAUCUCAGGACUCUAAAGAAAAAUAUAAUGACGAUGAGAGAGGAGAUGUGGAAAAUAAAGCGUCAGACAGUGACAAUGAUGCUAAAUGUACUGAUAGCUCUUCUGAUGACGCAGGGAGCAACUAUGAAUUUGAUGUUGGUGAAGAUAGAAAGAUGACUUCCAAAACUGUUUUGCCAAUAGAAUUAGAGGAGCUAGUUAAAGAAGCGUUGGCUGAAAUUAAAGCUUCUAGUAAUAGUGAUAAUAUUGCAGAAAUUCCAACUCUUUCAUAAAAUCAUCUAAUGGAUUAGUUACAUAAAUUAUACCGUGGAAAACGGAUUGAACUAUGCAAUUAUGCAUAACCCUUGCCCAAGGCCUUGCCUUGUAUCUUUACAAGGAAAACAUUAAGUAACGGUUCAAUCAAAAUGGUGAUAAUGAAAUAGUUAUGGUACUUACACUUAACACAUUCGACACCGCGUACCCGACUCUCGGGCACUCGUAAACUUUACUCAGAUGCCGGACAACCCGCCCAGCGGGUUGUUUUGUACGCAGAUAUAGACGACCGGUUUCUGGGGUAGUGCGCCGUUUUUUGCCCGGUUGCGAAAGUGUUAACCCUGUUGAUCGUCACGCCUAUUAUAUGUAUACAACGCGCCAUUGUAAACCUUAUCGUAAUACACGAAGGUUGAUAUUGCACUGUAACCGAGCGCCGUCAAAGGGUUAAAAAAAACCUUCACCUUAGUAUAUUAUGACAAGAUUGAAAAUAAUUCUAGUCAAAUUAUAAAAUAUGAGCCUUUACGAUACGCCAAAGAUCGGAAUAUUAGGUAGGUAUUAUAGUUUUGUUAAAAUUUUAUUAUAUCAUUAACAUUCCUUAUCUGUAUAUCUAGUCCAAUUUUAUUCUUAGUAUAAGAUUUUUGUUGUGUAUUAAAAUAAAUAUAUUGAAAUGGGCA